AUGUUUAGUUCUUCGCGACGAUGGCUUUUCGUCGUCUUUCCGGUCCUUACAUUUUGUCUGAUAUACUUUCUCUUUCGACUGCCUGAAUCCGAUCCUACACCCCUGAACAACUCAGAUCAAAUUGCUCAAGCUGAAGGGGAAACAAUUGUCGGAGGGGAGGAGAAUGAGGAGACAAUCCCUCCACCUCCCCCUCCUCCUCCCCCUCCCCCUCCUCAACAGGAGACUGUGGAAGAUAAAUGUGGCCACUUACUGCACCAGCUUGACGAUGUCAUGGUCAUUUUGAAAACAGGCGCUACAGAAUCUCUCGAAAAAGUCCCCAUCCACCUCCGCACAACCCUCCAAUGCGUCCCACACUUCGCCAUCUUUUCGGAUUAUGAAGAGACAAUUGAAGGAGUGCGCACCUAUGAUGUUCUCCGCAACGUCAGUGAUGCGACAAUGGAAACCGAACCGGAAUUUGGCAUCUACCGACGUCUCCAAGAAGUCGGACGCGAAGGCCUGACGGAAGCAGAAUGGGGCGAUGACACAAACGGACCCCUGGGCAAAGUCAACAACCCAGGGUGGAAACUGGAUAAAUGGAAGUUCCUCCCGAUGAUCGAUCAAGCAUUGGAAGUGAUGCCCGAUGCCAAGUGGUACGUCUUCCUGGAGGCGGACACAUACAUAAUAUGGAAGAACCUGGUGGACUGGCUUGGACAUCUCAAUCCGGAUCGGCAAUACUACCUAGGCAGCCCGAUGCAGAUCGGCGAAACCCUCUUCGGGUACGGUGGAGCGGGAAUCGUGCUCUCGAGCUGGACAAUGCAGCUUUUGCACGAGUACCGGGCGCGCGCACAAGAAGACCUGGAGAAGAUGACAGCACGAGAAUGGGCAGGUGACUGCGCGCUGGCGCGAGCACUGCACGACGUGCGUGUCGACCUCACGUGGGCAUGGCCCAUGAUGAUGACUUCGCGGCCCCGGGAAAUCGACCACUUCUCUGAAGGAUACGGUCGGCAGCCGUGGUGCUAUCCAGUUAUCUCAUACCACCACAUGGCUCCAGAAGAUAUUGAGGAGAUGUGGGAGUUUGAUCGAGAAUUCUUCAGCAGCGGCAAGAAUGCACUCAUGCUGCAUGCCGACGUGUAUCAGAGACUAGUCCACGAUGGGAAUUUUUCUGCCCGCGAUGACUGGGAUAACCUCUCAGCUAUCAAAAUCGAUUUUGCAGCUGGCGUGAUUCCCUCAGUGGAUGCUUGUGCCGAGGUCUGUACCCGCAACAAGGAGUGCCUGCAGUAUUCGUUCAGCGACAGUGACGGUGUUUGCAAACACACUUCUACCACCUUCGCUGGUGUCGCCAGAAAUGGCACGCACUCUGGCUGGAUUACUCCUCGCGUGAACAGGCUCCUCAAAGCCUUCCAGUCUUCUUGCGACGCUGUACAAUAUAUCUCCGGCUGA
Messenger RNA from Penicillium paradoxum, 1419 nucleotides. RefSeq lists its product as uncharacterized. The transcript has a single exon. The coding region runs from base 1 to 1419 and encodes 472 amino acids. The record is from RefSeq and is a predicted model, not a curated record. NCBI's taxonomy places the organism in Eukaryota, Fungi, Ascomycota, Eurotiomycetes, Eurotiales, Aspergillaceae.